Maniola jurtina (meadow brown) is the source of this 1026-nucleotide messenger RNA. RefSeq names its product trypsin alpha-like. NCBI's taxonomy places the organism in Eukaryota, Metazoa, Arthropoda, Insecta, Lepidoptera, Nymphalidae. The coding region runs from base 48 to 1022 and encodes 324 amino acids. Gene Ontology annotation, molecular function: serine-type endopeptidase activity. The transcript has 6 exons. Gene Ontology annotation, biological process: proteolysis. The record is from RefSeq and is a predicted model, not a curated record.
UUAAGGUUAUAUAAAAAUCCAACAAAAUACUAAAAAAAAACUAAAAAAUGUAUAUAGUCUAUAAAAUAAUUAUUACAAUAGUUAUUGUGUUCGGAGAAAAAAUUCAAGAGUCAGUCGCAGCUCAGUCUGUGGUAGAGGUGGACUAUUCAGAGUUGGUGGUGGAAGCAGAGAUGCAGAAACACAAUAUACUGAAGUUUCUGAACGAGACCCGCGUGCAACAGAAGUAUAAGACGUUAUUUAAGAACUUACUGGAUAAGUUAUUAGAAAAUACCAAAUCAAUCCGAAGAGGAUCAACUCGUCGCAUUGUAUCCGGAGUGAACACCUCCAUAGCCGCGGUACCCUGGCAGGUCUCUCUGCGGGAGAAGACCUACCCCAUUUGUGGUGGAUCAGUCAUCACUGCUUUUUGGAUCCUUACUGCUGCUCACUGUCUCUUACGGCCCAAAGCAAGCGAGCUGAGCGUCCGCCUCGGCUCCUCGUGGAAGACGCACGGAGGUGAGAUGUAUGACGUCAAGGAAUCCUACGUGCACCCGAAGUACGUGAGGAACACCAAAGUGAAUGAUGUCGGGCUGGUCAAGCUGUACUCUCCCCUGCGCUUCUCUGCGAGGGUGCUGCCGAUCAGGAUGGUGGCGAGGGAGACCCGUCUACCAGCUGACCAGGCUGCUAUUGUGUCUGGAUGGGGUAAACUAAGAGAGGAAGGACCGAGUGCCACGUUCCUUCAGUCCUCAACGAUUAAGACCAUCGCGAUGAAGCUUUGCCUCAAUUCGGGCCUGGAUAGAAACUCCAUUGAUCCUGCAUCCAUGUUUUGUGCUGGCUCCUUCAUCCAGCCGUCGCCUGAUGCUUGUCAGGGUGACAGCGGAGGUCCGAUAGUGAGCGAGGGCGUGCUCAUCGGCGUGGUGUCGUGGGGCCUCGGCUGCGCGCGCGGCAACUUCCCCGGCGUGUACACGCGCCUCGCCUAUCCUGUCAUCUGGGACUGGGUGCACGCGCACGUCGCGCGCGGGCACGACGCCAACACCGCACUGUGACCGC